Messenger RNA from Megachile rotundata (alfalfa leafcutting bee), 6439 nucleotides. RefSeq lists its product as uncharacterized. Lineage: Eukaryota; Metazoa; Arthropoda; Insecta; Hymenoptera; Megachilidae. The record is from RefSeq and is a predicted model, not a curated record.
UAUCUUGACAGUAGCAUUUUCAAUAGAAAGCGGCUUUCUCGAAUCCUCACUAAAUAUUCUUUUCACUUAUUUCACAGCAGUUGUCACUUCAACAAAUCGUCGAAAAUGAAACUUUGAAGAGUUUCGAGUUGUAAAGCAUGCAAAACAAUUAAUUCUUCCGAGGAGAGGAAUAAUUUACAACCAUUCUGUGACAGAGCUUCAAGUAAGAGCAGUCUUCCGCGUCUUAUAAGAAUGUCCGCUGCAGUAUCAGUCGUAGACGGAAACGAAGAGACGGUGUUCCAGGAUGCGUACUUUGAUCGUCACGUUGUUCUUCGUCACGACCGUUUGCUUAACUGGAGGACGCGGUAAAAGCCACGGGCAAUUUUGCAGAUACUGGUGCAGAACGCCGGACAAUCGAUAUUAUUGCUGUCCGUCGGGAAAAACUGAGAGUUGGAUGGAAUAUGCCUGGCAUAACUUUUUCUACCCCUUGCUGUGGAUGAGCGUCGAUGAACCCCCUUCGUUCCAUACACCCUGGCCGGAAAUAUUUGUCGAAAAGGAGAAAGAAAUCGAGAAACAUUGCCCACCGGGCGUUCCAAAGGGAGCCCUCUAUUUAUUGUGUUAUGGACUGUAUAAUUAAGUACGCAGAAAUAUGAUCCUGAUUAAUACUUUGCAGACAAAGCAGAUGGCUAUAAGUUACAAGCAAAUCUUUAUAAACAAGAAAUAGUCUCAGAAGAAGAGAAGCAAAAGGAAAUAUUCAAACUAUUCGAAAGCGAAAGAAGUAUUCGAUCGAUGAAAUUAUGGGUUUCUGGGUUAACCAUUAUCCACCAGGAUUGUUCGGCAAACACUUGCCCUUUCAUUCAGCUAUGCGGAGGCAGAACUGCGUUUAAUGGAAGCUAAGAAGCGAGGAUGUAAAAAAAGAAGAAACGGAUGAACUAAAGUGGCAGCGCGUAGCAUUGGAAACUCUUCUCGGUCACAAAGAUCUACAAAGAAAUCCGUGAAAUCUGGACCUCAGUCGAAUGCUCACGUAGUUCACGCAUUUCUCACACCGAUUUCUAUAAUAAUGAAAUGCCCAACAGAAAGGACUAUUUAGAUCUGGAUUUUUAGUGCCCUAUACAGCUUAUAUUUAUUAAAUCACACUGGAUUGCCGAGAAAUUGAAAUUAAAUGCUUCCGAGGAAGAUGAAAACGAUACUCUUAUACACGAGAAGCAUCUACGUAAAUGAGGCAGACCGUAACGCGACAAUUGUUGUGUUGGUCAACUACAAAGAAUGGUGUUCUAAAGGAGCUAUGUCUUCAAUAUUCAGUGGCAUUGUCGCCUUUUGACUGUCAGCUGCGAAUUUUAAAAAGGAAAGCCACCGUUCACGACUUGUACCUACAAGUUGUAACCUGCUAUUGUGACCGUUAUAUACAUUACAAGUGUCCUCUUCUCGUUGGGCCCCCCUUACCAAGAUUUAAUAUUGGACGUCGAUGCUGAGCUAUACGUUCCUUGAAUAUUAACUACAAGAUGUACGUGCAUGAUUAAUUGAAAAUGAAAAUUGGAACGAAUUUCGUUUAAUUAAUUUCAGUACGAUCUCCACAAUUACAGCGCUUCAAAAUCUCGCUAUUAUUGUAUUGAACUAGGAUGGAAAACCUGUUACUGCUACUUGUCGAACAAGAGAUGAAAUUAGUAGAUUGAGAGUAAUUCCUGUUUGAAUACUAACGUUGUACACUCCCAAAGGUAUUUCAGGGAAAUUGUAGAGGGUCUCUGUUGAAAAGAUACUGAUCUUUCAAAGCUGGACUUUUCAAAAGCGAUCGUAUCUCGAUCCACGUCAAGAUGCAGUUCUUUACUACUGGUUCAGAAAACUUGAACAGCAUUAAAAAUCAUACUUGUAUAUCGCUUUGGGAAAAGUUGAUUGUUUAGGACCGAAACGUGGGAAAAGUAAUAGCGAUUUCCUUAUCUGGCUCGAGGGAAAAUCACGCUUGCGGCGAACCAGGAAUUAUAAAAGCCGACACCCCAAUUCGGCGGGGACCAACGGUGUUGUGCAAAUAUUUUGUAACGGGUGAAAGAAAGCCGCGUUCCUCCUCCGUUUCGUUGCAACGUCUAUUCCGAGGCCCCGAUAAGGCCCCCAGUCGCAGCGGAUUCUUUUUAUGAAUUCUACAGCUGUUGUGCUGUUCAUGGCGUAUACCUACGCGGCAGCGGCCAAAGGAUAAAGCAGUGAGAAUAGAAGCGAGAUCGGAAUGGGAAUGGAAUUCGAACGGCAGUGCGCAUGCGUCAACCUCGUUCAUUCACUCUUCCGAAUCAUUCAUAAAUCGUGGAGUCCUACGCUUGUUCCUCACGACUAAUGAUAAAAGAGACGUGCUGCAAGCGAACUGUGCGAAACGUUAUUUAACAAGCGUUACGUAAAAGACUACUUUCUUCCUGAAUUUCAUAUUUCAUAAAAUUAUCGAUUAUUCGGACCGGAACGUUCAGCCAAGUAUUUUACGCGAAUAUUACAGUCAAGGAGCGAUGAGGCGUUGCCUUCGGAUUCAGAUGUAAUUGACGCAUUGACCGUACACGCGUUUGGCUAGACACGGUGGGGAUAAAGGAAGUACGGAUAUACCGGAUUCGAGGCCGGCGAAAAGUAGAGACAGAAUGAAACUAGCCUCGUGUGUGCAACUACGGUAACGUAUGAUACGGUUUCAGAAAUGCAUUAAACAUCUGCAGUUCAUUGAUAACGAAUAAUGAGUUAUCGACACAUGCCAAGACGUGUUUCAUUAGACACGCGUUUGUAGCGCCAACACUUUUAUUUUUCGAAGGCAAGAAGUAUCGACUUUCAUCUUCGGAAGAUAAAUUUAAAAAGCUUGAAAUUAGAUCGGACCCAUUGCUAAUCGAACGCUGCACAUCUCUACGGUGGUGUAUUCGUAGCAAGGGGGAAGGAAGAUGGUGCGCGCAACCGAGAAACAGCCGAGAGGGGGGGUAGUUAAAUCGUUGUGGUGGGGAGAUAGGCGCACGCACACCUAUGAACCCACGGAAUUCGGAAGAGCGGCAACUUCAGUGGCAUUCGUUUGCGAACCGCAACACGGUGCGGCUCGCGGUCGUAUCUCGUGCUCGUUUCCGAUUACGAUUUCAACCCCUUUGGAUGUCAUUGCGUCUCAGCCACUGACACGGCACAAAUGAAGUGACUCGGAAACGUUGAAUCGUUCACCGUUCGACAAACAAGAUAUUUUUCAAGAAUCACGAAACGUCGAGGAAAAUAGGCUGACAAAAUUUCCCUGAAAUUCUCUCGCGUCAAUCGCGGACUCGAAUUCUACCUUGACAGGAAUAAACAGUUCCUGCGAAAGAAUAGUAGCAAACGGUAUUCUAUCGCGAUCCUUUACAGCUAAACUCGUGGAAAGUGCUGUACGCUCCGGUUCACGGUACACUAUUCAGAGGGACGGAACAAGUGAGAGGGAAAAAAGGGAGGAAGAAAGAGAAGAGUCACGUUUGCCGAAGAAAGGCGUGCUCACGACCGAGCUUUUACGGUCUCUCUUUUCGUUGACGUAUUUAACGCCGAUUCAUAUAUUUCUUCGGUGAAUGAGAUGCAUGGGUUCACGAGCAAUUAACGCGAACGUUUGACGCGUGCCAGUAACUCGAUGAACAUUGCGCGGACAGUUUCGUUUUGAACGACAGUCGAUACGUCGCGGUUAAAUCUAAUAUCGAAACGCGAGUGAGUUCAAGAGGUGUAUUCAAGUUGAAGGAAGCUGGACGCGUUUUGAAUAUGAGGCUGAGAGGAACGCUCGUGCUGUUGGUCAUUGCCAGUGUUGUCUACGGUCAGAAUGCGACUGUGAUCACGAGCGACGGCCUUCAAGGCUACGACCCCCAGUUCAUGGUCGGCUGUUACUUUCCCGCGGAAUUUCAGGGUGAAUUCGUGACACAGGUGAGCGGAAAGGAAGCCGGUGACACGAGCAGCGAGCCCAUUCAAUAUUCCACCAUCAACAUCACGUUCAACGCAAUACCUGUGUGGGGUUAUUGUCACAGGAGGGUCGGCGAUAACGUGUUGCUAAUGGACAGAUACGGCGAUGGCGACUGCAUCCGAUGCUUCCGUUUGCUCAGGAGAUCACGCAACGUUAUAGAAGUGUUUUCGGAGAAUCUGAAUAAAUGUUAUACCUCGGAGUCUACGGCUCUGGCGUCCUGUGAUAAAUUAAAUUCCACGUCCAUUUUAUAUCGUACCAAAGAAAUUGGGAGUGUUUCCAUCAGCAACGAAUAUUGUCCCAUAAGUGGACAGUAUCACUUCAAGUACAGUGUCAAUAACGGAUCUGAAAGGGUCAUUGAAUGCAACAGCUUUUCAUCCUCCUUCAACAAUUGUCCUGAUGGUUCCGUUUUGCGGCUGCAUUUCAAUCGCUGCACCUUUGAGUCUCACAGUAAUAUCUCUUUCAUUUUGUAUAAUAAAUUCCAGGCACAUUUACCAAAUAUUGUCAUUAUAAUUUUAGCAAAUUUAACAUUCAACUGUUUGGGGAACUGGCCUGGUCCAAAUGGAUCCACUUACUUUGCUCUUUUGGAUAAUAAUGCAGUCAGUGAGGGCAGACCGCAAUACAGAUGUGGGCUGUUCCAUGUAGAUAACAAGAAAGGAAAGACAUACAUGGCACUUAGCAGCGACUCGAGUUGCACGCAAGAUUUAGAUAAUUCGACUAGUGGAUAUGAAACAUUGAUACUUAGUAAAAUUCCGACUCAAAAGAAAAUGCCAAAUUAUGUACAGACUCAUGUGGCAACAUUUCCAAAAUGGGCACAAGGUUUAUGGGAAGAAUCUCUCAUAGUCAAUGGGACUAUGACCUUUACUGAUCUUAAUGGCUACAACAGUUAUACCUUCAUUACAGUAGACUCGAAUGAAGAAACGGGUCGUUAUAUUGUUUAUUCUAAAGAUCAAUGUGAGCAAGCUGCUUAUGUCUGUUUGAUGAUGAGACAAAGAAGUGAAAAUGUAUUAGAAUUCAGAAUAGGAAUGGUAUUAAGUCCAGUUUACCAAACUUACUUGUGUGAUGAUCCUAAUUUGGAUAAACCAGUUUGGAUGACACAAGCACGAGUUGAACGUGUAGUUGAAUCCCCGUGUCCAAUCACUGGUCAAUAUAUGGGCAUGAUAACUGACUUAUCAGGAAUGUGUGCUGAAUUGAGUAGUAAUUGUAAUACUCGCGAAAUAAUGUAUUUCAAAGUUACCGAUUGCGAAUCUGGUGAACUUUAUGAAGAACGGACAUACUUAUGCUUAGGGCAAUGGGAAGAGAAGGGUGUAAUGUAUACGUACACUAUGAGAAACGAUACUAGUACUAACGAAUGUUUUGUUGGUUUAAUCGUGAACGACGAAGAAAUAUAUAUCAAAGAAGCAGGAGAUCAUUGCAUGCGAAAUAUUGAUCCAAAACAAGAAGGAAUGCGUCUUUAUAAGAAAGGUCAAUGUUAUGGAAAUUCUCCAAGUCCAGCACCAACUCCAAUGAAACCAAGUUCUCAUAAUCCAAUAAUGAGAAUUACAACCACACCACGGUCCAGGUUAUCAGGUACUCCCAGUAUAUCAGGAAAUAACAUUCCAUCGUUUGCUUCGAGCAGAGCAACUGUGUCCUAUGGUUUUGUAAUAUUUCUAAUGGCAAUUACAGCCCUUAGAAAUAUUUACGUGUAUAUUUGAAUAGCCAUACUGUCGUUAACAACAAAUAAUGAACUAGCAAAUGAAUAUUUCUAUAGAAUUGACAAAAUACCAUUAUUAUGGUAUGAUCAAAAGAAGAAUGACAGUAAACUUCUUCGUAAGAGGUUCUAAACAAUUGAUUUUAAAUCAUAUCAAAGUGUAACUAAAUUUUACAUAGAGAAUCCAUUUAGAAUGAGACUAUCAAAAAAAAGCAAUAUGACUAUUACUACUUGUAUCUGAUAUUAGUAAAGAGUAUUAUGAUCUAUUUUAUAUUUUAAAUAUACUUACACUCGAUAUUUUUGUAGAUAAAUUUUUAGUAUUUUUUAUACUAUCACCAAACACUGCCUUGUAAGAUACAAGUAAUAGUAAACUGGAAACUGCAUUUUGCUAGGAGAAUCCAAAGAAACCAGUAUCCAAUAUUUUCUAACUUUAGUGCAACUUUUCUAUUUUUGUUUUCAAUGUUGUAUUAAAUUAUUAAUAAUAUAUGCAAUGCAAUUACUGAUGUAACACUAACUAUAAUAGUAGUAAUUCUACUAUAUGCAACAAAAUUCAAACAUGAAAAAAUUGAGUAAAUUAGAUAGACAUAAAUAAUACUACUAAUUGACCAAUGAGACUGAUUGAAUAAAGUACAUCAUAUAAAGUGGCCUACCAUUAGUAGAAUAUGCAAUUGUCUCUUUUUAUAGUAAAGUAGAUAAUAAUAUUUUGUUUCUGGUAAUCUAUUAAAAGAUAUAUCCACUUACUUUUAAAGGAACAUAAACCUCAAAUUAUUUAAAAUAAGCAUCUAGGAUUGCUUUCAAAUUGUACUUAAGAAAUUCUAUUUUCUACUAAAAUACAUAUUAAUAUUUAAUAAUAGAUUUUAAAA